AUGGCCUACGAAUCGCCAGCACUUAGAUCGACAAUCCUCUCAAUGGCUGCAAAUCAUCUCGCAUUUGCAUCAAACGAUGCUUCACUUCACCUACAAGGCUACCGUCACCAACGAGACGCAAUCCAAGAGCUUCAAAAGAUGAUUCAGGAUCCAGUGAAGAUGGAUACUGAGCCAGCGCUGGCCACUGUCAUGAUGAUGCAGGUUUCGGCGCGGUUGUUUGGCGAUGAGGAUGAAGGGAACAUCGCGAACCAUCUGACUGGCGCCAAAGCCAUGAUAACAGGGCGCAGUGUAGGUAGCUGGCUUGUCACAUCUAGUGCUCGCUUCCUCCUGAGCCUGUUUGCAUAUCACGAUAUUCUAUCUUCCGUGUCAAGAGGCUCGCAGCCAUUAUUGGAUCAUGAAAUGGACUUUGUCGCCAUCGAAGGGGAGAUACAGCUAGAAAGUAUCGCAAAAGUCUUAGUGGUCGUUGCAAAGAUCAGUCAGCUGCAACACGCUAUCAAGACGAGAAGAGUCCUAUCGCCAACAAGUCCUGCUUUGUCGGAAGAUGAAAAUACCACUGGUCAGCAUAUCCAGCAGAUUCUAUUAGCCAUGGAGUUCGUUGCAUGUAAGAGGGGGGACAGCGAAGAGCGCAUAGACAUUAGCUUGACAGCUGAAGCCUAUCGCCACGCCGCCUUCAUUUACCUCUACCGAACCUGGCUUGACAUAGGUGCCCCCAACCCGAUAAGCAUGGAGCAUAUCAAUCAGUGUCUAACACAGCUACAACGAGUCGAUAUUCACUCGCCUCUAACCUCAGCACAUAUGUGGCCGCUGUUCACCGCGGGCUGCGAGGCGAUCGACAGCACACAACGCCAAUUCGUCCGUGAUCGAUUCGAAAAGCUGUAUGCUGUAAAGCAUUUCCCCAGCUUGAAACGCGUCAUGCGCGAUAUCGAACAUGUUUGGGCAGCCAAGGACAUGGAACAACAGAUGAAAGGUCAAGAUGGAAUGGCCAAGGUUGACUGCAUACAAGUCAUCCUGAAAAGAAGGGGGCGGGAGGUCGAUCUUGCGUGA
This is a messenger RNA of Alternaria arbusti, 1044 nucleotides long. RefSeq lists its product as uncharacterized. Bases 1 to 1044 code for a protein of 347 amino acids. Gene Ontology annotation, biological process: positive regulation of transcription by RNA polymerase II. Gene Ontology annotation, cellular component: nucleus. The record is from RefSeq and is a predicted model, not a curated record. The transcript has a single exon. Gene Ontology annotation, molecular function: transcription cis-regulatory region binding; DNA-binding transcription factor activity. Lineage: Eukaryota; Fungi; Ascomycota; Dothideomycetes; Pleosporales; Pleosporaceae.